AUGGAUUUCCAAGACAUGGAUGACCAAGUCCUACCUGAUGUAAACGUAGAGGGCAUUCUAAACCAAAUAAAAUCAAAGUCCGAUUUAGACUCCAAAGCAUCAUCAGAUCCUUUAGGUGACUUGAAAUUGGAUAUGAAUAGUGGAGACGGAUUAGUCAAAGAGCCCACAGCAUCCGCAAGUACAUCUAAGAGCAUAACUAGUGCAGCGAGAACCAAGAAAAUACACGAAUUCAUCAGAUUUCUGCGCCCGAAUUUGCCGAGAGAAUCAAAAACCAAAGCUUGCAAACUAAUGAAAAGUAUUGCAAAAGGAAUAAUUGUGGAAACUACGAUUCAGCGUUCGUUUCCCAAGAAAAAAGUUGUAACGAAGCGUAUCCGUAAACAUCGAACGAAGAAUUCCAAGCGCAAAUCUUCAAUUGGUUUACGCAGAAGCUUCCAAAGCAUGUACGAAUCUUCGGAAUCUGGCAGGUCGGAAGGAUGUAGAUCGCGACAUUGGACCAGAUGUCGCCCAAAUCUCUGUUCACGCUGUGGAUAUUCCUGUAGCAAAAUUCGAAGAUAUUAA
Arctia plantaginis is the source of this 558-nucleotide messenger RNA. The record is from the annotation of a GenBank genome assembly. Lineage: Eukaryota; Metazoa; Arthropoda; Insecta; Lepidoptera; Erebidae.